AUGUGCGAAAUAAUCAACUAUGCACCAAGUGGGGCUAGCAAGACAGGACAGGACAUGGAUAGGACAAGUGCACGGGAAAAUAUCAGGUCCGCUGCGGCCGAAAUGUCGGGUCCGCUAGUCAAAGUGUCGGGUCCGCUGUCAAAGUGUCAGAUUGAGUGGGAAGUGAUUAUCAUGCAACAGGCAUUUGACAUGAAUCGUGAAUCAGCGGAAUACGAGCAUAGUGUGAGCUCAAGUGCUACACCAGUGGUAACUCGUAAUUUCUUGCCUCAUCCUUCUACAAUCAUGCCCAGCCCCAAGAAGUCUAGAGGCAAGAGAAAGGGUCAAGAUUUUGAUAAUGGACCUCCAGCUGGACGAGUCAAGAACACACAGACUCCACGCACUGGCAGUGUAGAAGCUACUAACAGUCGUCCCACUCUUCCAGAUGAACUCAGUGGUCCUCGAUGCUCUGGUCGUCCAAAUGCGGGGACAGGUGGACGAAACGCACAGCUAGAAAAACUUGAAACAGUUUUUGAAAGCUUGUCUCGCAAACGGUCCUUGAAAGGCUCUACAUCCUUCAACCCUGAUAUUCCGAGGAACCCACAGGCUCCUGAACCUCGCAAGGCCUGCAAAUCUAAAAAGAAUAUUGCUCCUCCUCCAUAUCCCACAGCUGAAAUGAAUUCCAUGGAUGUAUCUGAGUCACAACGUGAUGUGUUGCAGCCUCCGUCAAUCAUGACACCUGGUACCAAACUAAAUUUGCAGCCUCUGGAUAACCCGUAUGCAACUGCCAUGGUGGCACUCCCCCGCAGCACAGCACCAUUACCUGUCAUGAGUGCACAGUUGGAGCCAGGGUUUUCGAAUGCAUCACAGCGUACCUAUCAGUCUGCUGCACUCACAACAUUUCCAGAGCAUUCCAUCGAUCCAGCACUACGGACUCAGGCGUCAUCAAUUGGUGCAAACUCGGAGGACAGUGGGAGUGAUGAGAGUUCAGCAUGCGAUGACACUGAAGAGGAGGAUGAAGGUGUUGAUAGAGAUGCUGACAUCGGUAACUGGGGAGCACCUCAGCACAGCCAAAGUGGAAUGUUCAAUAUUCGCACAACUGCGAAGGAGUAUGAACCGAUCUACAAAGAAAUGAUGGAGAUGAUCCAGAUCAUUUUGAUGGAUGAAUACCACGGCCCAAAGUUGAUCAAACAGCUUGAAGAGUGGGCUGCAUAUGGCUGGUGA
This is a messenger RNA of Suillus plorans, 1200 nucleotides long. RefSeq lists its product as uncharacterized. NCBI's taxonomy places the organism in Eukaryota, Fungi, Basidiomycota, Agaricomycetes, Boletales, Suillaceae. The record is from RefSeq and is a predicted model, not a curated record. Bases 1 to 1200 code for a protein of 399 amino acids. The transcript is spliced from 7 exons.